AUGCACAUCUUCGAGGAUGUCUCCAAGUACAACGUGCAACUAAGCCUGCUGGAGCGCGUCUGGGCCUCCUGGUACCUGUGGAUGCAGAACGACACUCUGGCGACUGGUCUCAUCAGCUUUGCCAUGCAUGAGAUUGUCUACUUCGGACGCUCCCUCCCCUGGAUCAUCAUCGACGCCAUCCCCAUGUUCAACAGGUGGAAGAUUCAGAAGUCCAAGGUUCCUACUGUGAAGGAGCAGGUCGACUGCGCCCUCCUUGUUCUCCUGAUGCACUUCACCGUCGAGCUUCCCCAAAUCUGGGUCUUCCACCCCUUGGCGCACUACUUCGGCCUCGACAUCGGCGUGCCAUUCCCUUCGUACACCAAGAUGGCUCUUCAGAUCUGCCUCUUCUUCGUGAUGGAGGACGCCUGGCAUUACUUUUUCCACCGUGGCCUGCACUAUGGUCCCUUCUACAAGAACAUCCACAAGCUGCACCACACCUACUCGGCCCCCUUCGGUCUCGCCGCUGAGUACGCAUCCCCCAUCGAGGUCAUGCUCCUCGGUUUCGGAGUCGUCGGCACGCCUGUCGUCUGGGUUGCCCUCACCGGCGAUCUCCACCUGUUCACCAUGUUCAUGUGGAUCGUCCUCCGUCUCUUCCAAGCCAUCGACGCCCACAGCGGCUACGACUUCCCCUGGAGCCUGCGCCAGUUCAUCCCCGUCUGGGGCGGAGCCGAGUUCCACGACCUCCACCACGAGAAGUUCAUCGGCAACUACGCCUCGAGCUUCAGGUGGUGGGACUGGAUCUUUGACACCGAGGCCGGCUACGAGGCCAACAAGAAGCGCCGCGAGAGGAGGCUUGCCGCGAUCAAGGCGAAGAAGGCCCAGUCAUUUGCGAAUGGCACCAAUGGGGGAGCACCUCUUGGAAACGAGGUCCAGGAGGUCGUCUUUCUUGCUGUCGGCACCGGUAUCUGCACCUUUCGAGGCGGCGCGUUGUUGAUCAGGGUCGUCAUCCUUGAGGCCCAUCUCGGCCGCGAUCUCGUCGCACUUUUUGGCCAGGCGCAGGUCCAGAGACGAAAGGCCCCUGGGGUGGGCAAUGGAAUUAGGGGGAGAGGCUUCUCUCACCCAGCUCUUGGCAAACGUCUUGAACUUGAACGUCGCCUCCAGCCCGUCCUUGGUCGAGGUCAGCGCCCAGCGCCGGCUGAGCCUCGCCAGAUCCGCCUCGGCGGCAGCCGCGUCGGUGCCCUCCGAGAAGGCAACCCCCUCGGUGCCGGACCUCGGCCCCUCCGCGGUCAUGCUGCGGAGCUCACGUUGUGUAUUACGAUGUUGAUUGUGACAAAGGACACAAUGGCCGGGGACGUUUUUGGCAUCCAGGCUGAUCUUCUCAUCCCCGGCCGCGGGGAGCCAAUCAAGGACGGCGCCGUGAUCAUCAAAGGCAAGAAGAUCGAAUGGGCCGGGCGCCAGACCGACCUCCCAGAAGAAUUUUACUAUGUUACGAAAUACUACGUGCCAGUCCUCAUGCCCGGGAUGUGGGACUGCCACACUCACUUCAUGGGCACGCACGUCGUGGGAGACCUGCGGGAGUCCUUCAAGCAGUUCCUGCCCGGCAGGGAGACGCUCAUCGGGGCCGUCAUCGUCGACGACCUCGAGGCCACGCUCAUGGCGGGCUUCACGUCCAUCCGGGAGCUGGGCGGGUUCGCCGGCGACCUCGUGCCCGCCAUCGAGAAGGGCCGGAUCGCGGGCCCCACCGUCUACGGCUCCAUGGGCAUCCUGUCCAUCACGGGCGGGCACGGCGACCUGCGCGACGAGCCGCUGUCGACCAUGGUGGACUGCUGCAACCACGGCGGCAAGUGGAUGCUCUGCGACGGCGAGGAGGAGUGCAUCAAGCGGCUGCGGCAGCUGAUGCGGCGCGGCGCCAAGGUGGUCAAGAUCUGCUCGACGGGCGGCGUGCUCUCGCUCGGCGACCAGCCCGAGGACUCGCAGUUCUCGCCCAAGGAGCUCCGGGCCAUGGUGGAGGAGGCGGCGCGCAGCAGCCGGGUGGUGGCGUCGCACGCCAUCGGCAAGAACGGCAUCAUGGACGCCCUGCGCGCGGGCGUCAGGACGAUCGAGCACGGCAUGUACCUCGACGACGAGGUCGUGGCGCUGAUGAAGGAGAAGGGCGCCAUCCUGGUCCCGACGCGGCACAUCGUUGAGACGCUCAACCUCGACAUGAGCGAGCUGCCGCCCGAGGUCAGGGAGAAGGUGCUGCGCAUGACGGAGCUCAGCCGGUCCUCGCUCCGGAUGGCGGUGCGCGAGGGCGUCAAGAUCGCGCUCGGCACCGACACGUACAGCAGCGACAGGAGCCACAUCUGCUCGCACGGCACCAACGCGCGCGAGCUGCACUGGGCGGUCGAGGCGGGCAUGACGCCGCUGCAGGCCAUCGAGAUGGCGACGGCGAUGGGGCCCGAGACUGUGGGCGCGCAGGCGCCCAAGACGGGCAUGAUCCGGGAAGGCUACGACGCCGACAUCAUCGCCGUGGCGUCGAGCCCGCUGGAGGACAUCGAUGUCCUCACUAAGCCGCGCAACAUCACGCACGUGUGGAAAGGUGGUAGGCUUUACAAGUCGCCUUGA
This is a messenger RNA of Thyridium curvatum, 2583 nucleotides long. RefSeq lists its product as uncharacterized. The record is from RefSeq and is a predicted model, not a curated record. The transcript is spliced from 8 exons. NCBI's taxonomy places the organism in Eukaryota, Fungi, Ascomycota, Sordariomycetes, Thyridiales, Thyridiaceae. Gene Ontology annotation, molecular function: oxidoreductase activity; iron ion binding; hydrolase activity, acting on carbon-nitrogen (but not peptide) bonds. Gene Ontology annotation, biological process: lipid biosynthetic process. Bases 1 to 2583 code for a protein of 860 amino acids.